This is a messenger RNA of Letharia columbiana, 261 nucleotides long. RefSeq lists its product as uncharacterized. The coding region runs from base 1 to 261 and encodes 86 amino acids. The record is from RefSeq and is a predicted model, not a curated record. The transcript has a single exon. Lineage: Eukaryota; Fungi; Ascomycota; Lecanoromycetes; Lecanorales; Parmeliaceae.
AUGGUGGUGGAGCACCUUCGUAGCAUUGAACAAGACCCGGGCAACGAGGCACUAAAUGGAGUCUGUGUCGCCAAGUCAGUGGUCAAUCGUGGCCAGCCUGGGCCAGAACGCAUAUCUUGUGCUGGCGGUGCGAGAAAACCGGGUAUCAUCACAACGAGUGCCCAGACGGAAGUCCUGCAGAACAGAGCAGUCCCCGGGCUCGGAAGAGGCAGUCAAGAAGAAGUCCUACAGCGAGAAGGCAGAGCUUCAGGCAGUAGUUAG